This is a messenger RNA of Lactuca virosa, 540 nucleotides long. The record is from the annotation of a GenBank genome assembly. NCBI's taxonomy places the organism in Eukaryota, Viridiplantae, Streptophyta, Magnoliopsida, Asterales, Asteraceae.
AUGACCACAACAACAGGAGGGAGUGGUUCUAGAGAAAAUACUCAACGGGCUUCAUUAGCCACAGAGGAAGUGGUUCCAAAUCAACCACAGAGGCGGAGGCGAGGCCCUAAUAUUAAUAAAAAAGCUUCACAGAUUUUGGAAAAUCAAUCUGAUGCUCGAAUUACAUUGACAAGAGAUACCUAUACAAAGAAAUUCAUUGGGGAUUCAGCAAGAUCUUUUGCAAUGGAGGUUGGAAUUGUGAUGCGGAGCUUUUGUCAAAUGGAAUUCCAUACAUGGGAGAAAGUAGCAAAAGAAAAUAAAGAAGAAAUGAUUAACAGAUUACGUCAAUAUGCUGAACAAAUGAAACAUAAUCAGGGAAAACUUGUUAUUCCAAGCAGAGGAGGCUCACGAUCGAUAGCAAAUCACAAAUUUGCAAUGACAAAUAAAGAGACUGAGAUGCCCCCCAGCCCAAUCGAAUUAUAUCAUAAGUUGCAUUUUCAUCCUAUAAAGAAAUGGAUAAAUGAUGAGUCACGCAUUCAAUACGUAAGAAUGAUUUCUUGA